AUGGACGACUUCUCGGACGAGGAAUUUGAUGGACUGAACGACAUCGCCCUCCAAGAGCUUGAAAACAAUGCCAUCCAACUCACACAGGCCCAGCGCAAGUUCGACGACUCCCAGCCUGCCCAAGGCACCCAGGUCGAAACUUACGAUGAUCUCGAGUUCGAGGAUGACGACCUCGACGAUACCGAGGUGACAAACCAGCUGCUGCCUCCGGUCGCUCGCCCCCUGCCCGACAAGACGAUACCCCAGCACCAAACCCAUCUCGCGAGAAGACCUUCGCUCCAGACCCCGCAGAGAUGGAAUCCUCCUCCUGCUCCCGUCAACCAGCCCGCCAUCUCUGCCCGACCAAGAUAUCCUGCACCUGUCCCGUCCUUUGCUCCUCCAGUCGCCUCGCAACGAUUCAAGACUCCCGUCGGCGCACCUCAUCGCCCUCAGCCAUCCCAAUAUGCCCGACCUCCCCCUCCUUCGACCCGCUACAACCCCCCGCAAUCACAGGCUACUGCCCCGGCAGGGCCGGCGGGCAGCGUCGUUGCCGCUUUGCAGCAACAGCUGAAAGCCCUCCAGGCUGAUCUAAAUGCUGCGCGCGGCGAAGUGACAAUCAUCCGAUCAAACUCCGCCAAAGCCCAACAAGAUCACGCUGCCGAGAUUGCGCGACUCAAGAAACAAAACGCCGAGCAGGCCGCAAAGCAAGAAAGCGCUGUUGAGGCUGCCAUCACGAAAGAAAGACAGGCCACGACCGAGCUGCAGUUUUUGCAGCGCGACUUGAAGGAUGCCGCCAGCAGACCACGCCGAAAGGACGCCGCACCACAGGCUCCUGCACCCGGAACUACAACCCCGAGGAAGACGACCAAGACGUGGGGUAUGGCCGAUGGUUUCGACGACAUGGAUAUUGCUCCGAGCCCUACCAAAACAAGAGGCAAGACUAGGGAUUCUGGCCCAGUGGCUGUUCCGUUGUCAGAACGGACGCCUACUAAAGGCAAACGCAAACGUCCAACCGUUGACAGCCCUGUGAUGGCCCUAGAGGUCCACGCGGGCAAUGUGCCCAUGGCUGACGAUGCCACCGUUACGGCACUGCCUGUUCAGCAUCCGGCUCCAGGAACAAGCGUGCUUCCGUUCGAGUUUCUCCAGGUCAUUCUGGAUCAUGGUUCGCUGCACGGAGAGCCGCCAACUUUUGACAUCCUGUCUCGCUAUGCGUUUCCGUCCGAUCCGGCGACUUCGUUCUCCGCCUUCAUCUUCCGCGAGCUGCCUCUGAUGGGCAAUCCCUCAAACCCUGUACAGCUCCUGGUGGACUUUGCACGCCUCCUCAUUCGCAUGUGGGCACAGUGUCUUGAUGAGACCUACUUGCGUCCCGUUUGGGAUCUCACUUCGUUGCUCUCCUUCACCCUGCAGCUUCAGACCAUGUCUGUGGCUCCCCUAGUGAUCAACGACCUGGUUCCUGUCGCUGUGAACUCCAUAUAUAUGGUUGCCGAAGCACGGUUCAAGAGAAUUGAGACGGAUGGCUCAACUGAGUCCGCCGCAGAAGCCUUGGAGCAAGAUGUUGACUCCACCUACAUCUUGUCACUGCUUUACGCCUCUGCCGCCGCCUGCGCCACCGUUGUGCAAGAAACCGAAAACGGUGCACAAACUCGGCAAGCUGAAUUUUGGCAGCUAAUCACUGUCGACAUGGUGUUAGCAUUGCUGACAUCCAAGCAGCGGCUGGAGGAUGUUGUGGGAAUGCUCGACAUGCUAUGCACCUCAGUCCUGCCCAACUCCAUUGGCCCCAUCGUUCCUGGAAAACCGCCCGAGUUCAUAGCUCGGAUCCUCAUCGAUAGGGUUUCUAUGAACCUUGUCGAACUCCCGCGAGCAGCCGUCACCGGCAGCGAUAAACACGCCGUUCGAUUCGCUGUUCUGCGAACGCUCAUGAAUUUUGCGCGUUCACCGUUUGGAGCACGACAGAUCGCGAGCCACGUCAGUGUUAUACCGCGACUGGUCACAACGUUGGGCGAGCUUGUCGACGGCUUGUAUGACCUCUCUGAUCCUGUUAUAGACGGCAAAGGCGGUGGCUCUUGCUCCUGGCGCAAGGACGGGGCCGUGGACGCUACCCCAGAUGAUCCCCGCGAUAAAGCCGACGACUGGGAAGAUGGCCGCAGCGGUUCUUCCUCGCUGAUAUCCCAGAUCGUAUUGUUGCUGCACACCCUAGCGACCGAUCCGAACACGGCCAACGUUGCGAACAUUCUCUCGAAACUGUCCGUCUCACACGGCGGCUCCCAGCGUUACAUGCUUUCGCUUUCGCGACUCAACUUUUCCGAAGAAGACUUAGUCUAUGAGGCGGGCAUUGAUGCAGACACGGUCGACAGAGCUCACGAACUACUCGAGAUUGGCGUCACUCCAGACGAAGGCGACAGCGUAGCAGAGUCAUUUGGCGUGUAA
Colletotrichum gloeosporioides is the source of this 2406-nucleotide messenger RNA. RefSeq lists its product as uncharacterized. Lineage: Eukaryota; Fungi; Ascomycota; Sordariomycetes; Glomerellales; Glomerellaceae. Bases 1 to 2406 code for a protein of 801 amino acids. The transcript is spliced from 2 exons. The record is from RefSeq and is a predicted model, not a curated record.